AUGCACGGCUUGAUCCACACCGUCUGGAAAAGCUACAUCGAAGAGAAACAUGGUCAGGAGGUGUGGGCACAGGCUCUUCGAGCUUGUGGUGUGCAAGACGACGCGGAAUUCCUUGAAUUCAAGCAGCACGAGGAUAAGCUGACGCACCAAGUCAUGUCGGCCAGCAUCCGGGCUGCCGGCAGCAGCCUCGAGGCCAGCUUGGAGCUCUUUGGUGCCUUCUUUGUGCAAUUCAUGGUUCGGCAAGGCUGGACGCAGUGGUUGCAAGCCAUGGGAAGCUCUUUGGAGGAGUUCGUGCAGAACCUGAAUGACAUGCACCAUGUUCUCGAGCGUGAUUUUCGUUCAGCAUGCUUUCCGAUAUUUACUGCAUCACGUUCUGAGGAGGGCGAAUUCUUUCUGACAUACAGCUCGUCCAGGUUUGUGCCCAGCCUUACGAAGGGCGUGCUCCGAGAAGUAGCGGCAGUUCUCUACAACGUCCAUGUGGAGUUGCUGAAGACCGGCGGCGACGGGAAGACGGAGAUCACUUGGAAGGUGGUCCAAAGCAGCCUUCAGAGCUCGGGCCUCUCCGGCCCUUCGGUGGCCUCGCGCCAGCCAACGUCGGCCCUUGCUGGUUUCAGCUGGUUCGAUGUGCACAAGGUGCUGGCGGCUGCAUGCCGUGGCACGGAUGUUUUCGGUGCCAGCUGCUGCCGGCAGGAGGCCGAAGGGGCGGAGGUCGUCAUUGCAGCGCGGGAGCAGGUCGACACCAAAGACAGCGAUGCACGGUCGAGGCGGCCCUCUGACUGCCAAACGAGCUUCUCCUAUAGUACGCUCGAUGAGGAUGUUGAUGUCACGCGGACAACCACAAUGCAGGAUCCUGACUCCCUGCCGUCGGUUGCGAAGAUCCGUCAGAGGUUUCAGAUUCCCACAAGCUCCAGCGUCCUGCAGUGGCUUGGACGGCAGGACGCUGACCGGCGCCUGGAGCUGGCCCGGAUGCUCCAGCGGGCGGUGCCGGCAGGGCGGGUAGCGUGUCAUUGGUACGAGCUCAGCAGCUGCACCGAUGCGGAGUACACGAGCUUCUGGAAGCCGCAGCUGAAGAGUGAGGAGUUCUACCUUUGGUCCGAGAGCUGCCGCAGCCAGGUCUCUGAGCCGGAGGAGCCUUCGAAAGUUCGACCUCUGCUGGGCCACUCUGUAGUCAUGUGGUGUACACAGGGCCUGGCGGAUGACGCCUCUGAUUGUGAGAUACCUUUGCGUUUUGUGAGCCACAGCUGGUGGCCCCCGCAGGACUGGCAUCAAGUCAUGGGCGAAAAGUGCAGCUACGAGGCCAUCAAGGCUGCUGAGCUCUGCAUUGCCGCGAAGGACCUUUCUGCCGAGUACCUCCGUGAUGCCAGUCGCUGGGAGGAGGCGCGCUUCUGGAUCGAUAAGUGUUGCAUUCGUCAGAACGAUGAGGAGUUUAUGUCCUUGUCCAUCCAGCUCAUUGAAGAGUUCAUGCAGCUCUGCCACGGCAUGGUCGUGAUCUUUACCUGGUCAUACCUGGAACGACUGUGGUGCGUUUACGAGUGGGCGUGUUUCCUGGUGUUUCACGAGCCUCACGACAUGGUCAUCUGCGCCGAGUCCCUUUACCGAGCGGGCACGGAGGAGCGGUUCUUGGAGUCCGUUCGCCGCUUCUCAGUGGAGCAGAGCCAGUGCACCGAUCCGGAGGACCGGAAAGUCCUGGAGCAGAAGAUCAAAGAGUACUAUGGAUGCUGUGAGAACUUCGAGAGAUUUCUCCGAGUCUCCGUGAUUGCCAUCAUCGGCCGGUGUUUGGCAGCUCGCGGGGCUCGGAACAAGACUGGCCUUUGCAACUGGGUCGCUCUGGCAGACGACUUGGGCUUCCAGGACCUGGCAGAUGGCCUGCGCCUUGCGGACCCGGCCGCUUGGCGACAGCAGGCUUUGGACGAGGUGGAAACCAGCAACACAGAUUUGCAGAGCUGCAUCAAGGCACAAAGCGAUGCCUGGUUUGCCGACCACAUCACACCCAUCCUUGCCGCCGAGCGCCGGCGUGCCGUUCAGAGGAAUGUCUUCCGAAGCAUGUUGCUCCGCAAGAACUUUGCCUUUGCCUUGGCAGUUGAUGGCACGCCAUGUUGGCUCCAAGUCAUCGAAGUUCCUGACAUGCUCUGCCUACUCGACCGGUUGCUACGAAGCGUGGGGAAAGAUACCACCGACCUGGCUGUGGGACACCAGCUUCAAACGUCCGACAGCCUUCCACUCCUCCCGGGUGCUUGGUCAGGCAACUGGCCUCAGCACCUGCUACAGUGUCAUGAGGAGAUCGUGACCAAUUGCAUGGAAUAUAGGACCUGGAGGCGUUUCCAUCCGCAGCCGGGUGAGUUGAGUGAUAUCGCUUUGGAAACCUUCCGUGCUUUGUGCCCCGUGGGUAGCAUGUCGAGGUGCAUGAAAAUUCGGGCUGUACCGCGGCACGGUGAUCGGCAGCAUUCCAGCUUUGCAAUCAGUGUCUGUGAGCUGCUGCCAGAGUGCAACCUUUUCGGUAGUCCGCAUUGGUACAGUCUCUUUGCAACACCUGGCGGUGUCGAAGUGUUUGAUUGGGCGGGAAUGGCCCUCGGCUCUGGGCAGGACGUCCCAAGGACUGCUCUGCUCUCUGCCAGCAUCUCCCCGAGGUACUUCGCGGAAAUCACGCUUGACGUCCUUGAGGAGCAGACGUUCCUGAAGCGUGCCAUGGAAGAGCCCGGGCCCCGCUACGUCCACCUGCGUCGCAGCUCCAUCGGGACCGUGACAGUUCCUCCCCACAUCGAGGAGAAUCAGCCUGGCAAGCUGGUGUCCCAGGUUUGGACUGGGCACCCCAAGGUGGAUCGAACCCUAUUCAUCAUGGACCGCCGUGCCGAAAAUCGGCUGCGGGAAGUGAAAGCAGUGGGCACGCAGAAGAGCAUCCCCAUGCUCAGAGGCGUCGCUUGCUCCAAGAAGAACUACGGAGCUCGGCUGGGACCAGAGCCUUUCGGGGACUCCUUCCGUGCUAAGUACUUGAACUCGCAGAAGAAGUCUCCGGUGGCAACUGCCCCUCCCACGCUGAUGGAUAAGACGGACGACUAG
Messenger RNA from Symbiodinium sp. CCMP2592, 3057 nucleotides. NCBI's taxonomy places the organism in Eukaryota, Dinophyceae, Suessiales, Symbiodiniaceae. The record is from the annotation of a GenBank genome assembly.